UCGCGGAUAUUAGCCUUAGCGUUAGCAUUAGCGCUUUUUCCCGUGGAAAAAGAGAGAUCAGCGUUGUUCCGGUGUCGCUGCAGCCGGUGGCACGGCACUUUGCACUGGGAGAGCGCGGCUCUUCGCUUAACCUCUCCGCGUCACCCUUUUAGUGGUCUGUCCUGCCUGGAGAGAGAGAGAGAAACACCCCAUUAGCGUGCUGUUUCCUUUGCUGUCUGCGUGCACAGGUUUACUUUAGAGACAUGGCGAUGAGACAGACUCCUCUCACGUGCUCCGGUCACACCAGGCCUGUCGUGGAUCUGGCCUUCAGCGGAAUCACUCCUUAUGGCUAUUUUCUCAUCAGUGCUUGUAAAGAUGGUAAACCGAUGCUGCGCCAGGGAGACACAGGGGACUGGAUCGGGACGUUCUUGGGUCACAAAGGUGCUGUUUGGGGCGCCACCUUAAAUAAAGAAGCCACGAAGGCGGCGACUGCGGCUGCCGAUUUCUCUGCAAAGGUGUGGGACGCAGUCACGGGAGACGAGGUCCUCACCCUGGCGCACAAGCACAUCGUCAAAUCGGUGAACUUCACGCAGGACAGUAACUGCCUUUUGACCGGAGGAAAUGAUAAAAUGCUGCGGAUUUAUGACCUCAGCAAACCUGAAGCAGAGCCGCGAGAGAUCUCGGGCCACACGGCAGCCAUUAAGAAAGCUCUGUGGUGUAACAGCGACCAGCAGAUCCUCUCUGCCGCUGAUGAUAAAACCAUACGUCUCUGGGACAGAAACACAGGAGAGGUGGUGAAGACUCUGUCGUUCGAGGCGUCCGUCGGCAGCAUGGAGUACGUCCCCGACGGCGAGAUCGUGGUCAUCACCUACGGAAGGACCAUCGGCUUCUACAACGCUCAAACCCUGGACCUGAUCAAGACAGUGGACGCUCCGGCCUCCAUUCACUCGGCCUCCCUGCACCCUGACAAAGAUUUCUUUGUGGCAGGAGGAGACGACUUCAAGCUCUACAAGUACGACUACACCACCAAGGAGGAAAUGGAGUCGUAUAAGGGUCACUUCGGGCCUGUACACUGCGUGCGCUUCAGUCCCGAUGGAGAGCUGUACGCCAGCGGCUCUGAGGACGGGACGCUGCGCCUGUGGCAGACCGCCGUGGGGAAAACGUACGGACUGUGGAAGUGUGUGCUGCCCGAGGAGCUUUCUUCGGAGAACUCGGACGCUCUCUACUGCCCUCCGGCUGAGAUCAAGGCCUGAGGUGUGGAGCUGCAGAGAGGAAGAGAGAAGGAGAGGAGAGGUCCAGGACAGGUCCAGAUCAGAUCCCCUGCAGAGUGCUGUGCCACCUCAAUCUCCAUCACCCUGUACAAAUAAUCCGAAAAGAGAAGCAACCACCGGGCGUGGAGCUGCAGCCGGGGAGUGCAAGGGAACGCAGCAGCAGCGUCACGCUACACGACCCUGACCACGACCCUGACCACGCACCAGGAGGCAGUAGUAGAGAUGGGAGUGCUGACCUUCUGACUCCCAGCUGCCUGCUCUCUCUCUGAUGCUGUUCGACACCGUCCAGCUCCUCCAACGCUACUUUACUUUCAUUACUCGAGCUUUUCUUUCUUUGUUGUUGUUGUUUUUUUUUUCUCCACAGAAAGUAAACAGAAUGUGCUUUUAAACAAACAAAAAACAGGAUCCACUCAGUGAAGAUGAUCCAGAGGUGUUGCGUCACAUGUAAUCCACAGUGGUGUCGUGGUGUAUUAUAUUAACCACCCGUCAGUUUCAGGGUGUGUUUUGAAAUGUAACAGUGAAAGAAAAAAAUACUAACAAAAUAAAAAACUUAAGUUCUUAACUAUGUUUUUCUUUGCAGCUGUAAUGUGUGAUCAAUAAAGGUGAAUGAGAUUACAUUUA
This is a messenger RNA of Hemibagrus wyckioides, 1871 nucleotides long. RefSeq names its product serine/threonine kinase receptor associated protein (gene strap). Lineage: Eukaryota; Metazoa; Chordata; Actinopteri; Siluriformes; Bagridae. Gene Ontology annotation, biological process: spliceosomal snRNP assembly. The record is from RefSeq and is a predicted model, not a curated record. Gene Ontology annotation, cellular component: SMN complex. Gene Ontology annotation, molecular function: RNA binding; protein binding. Bases 243 to 1232 code for a protein of 329 amino acids. The transcript has 10 exons.